Molecule: messenger RNA, 3787 nt
Organism: Ceratitis capitata (Mediterranean fruit fly)
Lineage: Eukaryota; Metazoa; Arthropoda; Insecta; Diptera; Tephritidae
Gene: tst
Product: helicase SKI2W
Exons: 8
Coding region: 148-3729 (1193 amino acids)
Biological process (GO): nuclear-transcribed mRNA catabolic process, 3'-5' exonucleolytic nonsense-mediated decay
Cellular component (GO): Ski complex
Molecular function (GO): RNA binding; ATP binding; RNA helicase activity
Source: RefSeq, a predicted model, not a curated record
UUUAAGCAAACCUCAAGCAGUGUCAAUUUUGACACCGUGUAUAUGUUUAAUUAUAAUAUUUAGUCUUGGUAGUGUCGCACAGUGUAGUCAUCGUAUUUGUUUCACAUGACAUACGUAAAUAUAGUUCAUAAAAGUUAAACAACCAAAAUGGAUGAAAAUAUACAAAAAUUGCAAAAUUAUAUUAUUUCUCCAGAAUUACCAAUACAUAAUCCAUUGCCAGAGAUCAUACCGCGCCGAUAUAAUGAGUCGCGUCUGCUACACCUGCCAAAAGGUUCGGCCAGCACCAAACUGGUGCCACGUAGAGACUUCAUAACCGGCGGGAUUAUUGAAUUUGUUGAGGUAGAUGUGGAGGAUGUUGGAGCCAACGCAUGUAAUUCAACUUCAAUGCGGCGAGAACCUGGACUGUUGGAAGAAUCAACUCGGGGUUCAGCUAUGAAUUUCCCAUUCUGGCCGGGUGGUUUCGACGAGCCGCCACGCGAGAUAAAAAAAUUGGACGUAGAUUUGGAUUUGGGUUCAGAGUUGCUAACAGUGCCGCCAGGAUUUCAAAAAGGCUAUAACUUCGAAGACACCAAACUGGAAUCACAAUUUGGAGGUAUGGUUAUUAGCAAAAGUGAUAACGUCAACCUAUUAGAGAAUUUGGAAAAAGAUUUGGAUGUGCAAGAAUGGUUAAAGUUGAGCGAAGAACCAGUAAAAUCGGAUUCCUUAAAUAAUUUCAACGAUUCAAUGGACUUUAAAGAUAUAGAAGAACAUAUUAUGAGUGCAGAUCUUAAGCCAGUUUUAGAAAUAUCGAAUGCUAAUACAAAAUCUGCAUUCAACAGUGAAUGGGCGGAGAUGGUAGAUAUUACACAUCCAAUUGACAAUUUUAAGGAAAAAAUUCCAUGUCCUGCUAUGACGUAUCCAUUUGAGUUAGAUGUUUUUCAAAAACAGGCCAUACUCAAGUUGGAAGAGCGUCAGUAUGUUUUUGUAGCAGCGCACACAUCUGCGGGAAAAACUGUGGUUGCUGAAUAUGCAAUUGCCUUAUCACAAAGAGAUCUGACACGUACAAUUUACACCUCACCUAUAAAAGCUUUGUCUAAUCAAAAAUACAGGGAUUUCAAAAAGACUUUUAAAGACGUUGGAUUGAUUACCGGUGAUCUACAGAUUGAUCCAACUGCUUCCUGCUUGAUUAUGACCACCGAAAUUCUUCGCUCAAUGCUCUAUUGUGGUAGUGAAAUAACAAGGGAUCUGGAAUACGUAAUUUUCGACGAAGUGCAUUAUAUAAACAACCCUGAACGUGGACACGUAUGGGAGGAGGUAAUAAUAUUACUUCCUGACCAUGUAAAUAUUAUCAUGUUAAGUGCCACUGUACCAAACACCAUGGAACUGGCCGAUUGGGUCGGUAGCACCAAAAAAAGAAAAGUUUAUGUUAUAAGUACACUUAAACGACCGGUACCACUUAUGCACUACCUCUACACUGGUUGCGGUGGCAAAAGCAAAGACGACAUAUUUUUGUUAGUCGAUGCUAAUGGAAAAUUUCUGCAGGAAAACUACGUAAAAGCAGUAGAGCGCAAAAAAGAAAUGCAAUCCAAAUCAAAGACUGGUCAAGGAGGCAGUGGUCCGCCAGCAAAAAAUUUUGUAAGCGCUAAGCAAGAUCAAAACAUGUGGAUAGGACUCAUAGACUUUCUAAAACGGAACAAUAAAAUGCCUGUAGUAGCAUUUACCUUAUCUCGUAAUCGUUGUGAUAUUAAUCUGCAGGCUCUGCAAUCAGUCGACUUGAACACAGCACGCGAAAAGGGUUCUGUACAAAAAUUCUUCCAACAAUGUUUGCAAAAGCUGAAACCCCCAGAUCGUCAAUUGCCACAAGUGCUUACAAUGAAGGACUCUCUUGAACGCGGUAUAGGUGUACAUCACAGUGGCAUACUGCCCAUACUUAAAGAGAUUGUCGAAAUGCUCUUCCAAUCGGGAUUAGUUAAACUACUCUUUGCGACAGAAACAUUUGCUAUGGGCGUUAAUAUGCCAGCGCGUACUGUAAUUUUUGAUUCUCACCGAAAAUAUGAUGGAAUGGAAGUGCGUAAUCUAAAGCCUGGCGAAUACAUACAAAUGGCUGGUCGUGCUGGUCGUCGUGGACAUGAUGAGAACGGUACUGUUAUUUUACUAUGCAAAGCACAAGUGCCACCGGCUAUGGACUUGCGCUCAAUGAUACUCGGUCAACCAGAAAAGUUGCAAUCACAAUUUAUCUUACGUUAUGCUGUUAUAUUGACUUGUUUGCGCAUUGAAAGCAUCAAAGUCGAGGACAUAAUACAGUUCAGUUUCAAAGAAUUCAAUCAAAAACAACAAAUACCAUUGCAAAAAAAGCAAUUAGAGGUGGCACAAGAUAAAUUCUCGCAAUUACCCGAAUUGGGUGAGCAUCUGCAGCCAUUGUGUAAAUUUUAUGAGCUAGCCCAAGAGUAUCUCACGGAAAGACAGCGCUUAAUGAAAUACUUGUUGUCCCAACCUAAAAUAACUAAAGAACUGAAAGUGGGACGUGUACUUGUGGUUACACAAGGUAGACACUAUAAUAAAUUGGGUAUUAUACUCUCCAUAAAAUCCACUCCCGGUAAGGAUACAGUCUACAGACUUUUAGUACUCGAACAUCAGUUUGGCGCAAGUGAGCAGAAAGAACUGCUGAAUCGGGGUGAAAUGUAUUACAAAAUAGUUUCUCUAACUCCACAAAACAAGUUCUUCCAACCUGAAGGCAUCGGCGGUCAUUGCGUUGUAGAUGCAAAAGCUGCCGAUAUUGUUGAGAUCACAAAAACGACCAUUAAAGUUGACGGUGAUGUCAUAAUACGCAAUUGGGAACAAAGGCAAAUUGAACGAUUUAGAGACUCACCACCAGGUGCUACCGUCGUUAAAGCUGUAAGCGAGUUGCAGCAGCUGAAUCAGAACUACAUCGAUAAACCGGAAACAUUAAAGUUCAUGAAUCUUUCUAAAGAAGUUAACAUUAGUGAGGAGAAUGAGUUAGCGCAAAUUCGUUACACCGAACAUUUAUGGAAACAGCUAAUAGCCUUAUUACCUCAUACGAAUAUCGCUGGUUUUGAGCAAGAGUUCGCUACCGUUUUUGAACGAAAAGUGCUGGAGCGUCGCAUUGAAGAGUUAAAGUUUAAAAACUCUACUAAAAAUCUUUCUCUUUACCCGGACUAUUGCAAUAAAUUAGAAGUGUUACGUGCAUUAAAGUACAUUGAUGAUUUAGAUGAGGUAACUUUAAAAGGAAAAGUCGCUUGUGAAAUGGGGCAGAAUGAACUGUUGAUAACCGAGUUAAUUCUAUGUAAUAUGUUCAACGACCUAGAACCAGCAGAAAUCGCCGCUCUCCUAUCGAGUCUUGUCUUCCAGGGCAAAAUUCAAGGAGAGCCUGUAAUACCGGAAAAGUUGAAAAAGUGCGUAAAGGAGUUCGAGGAAAUCAACGAUACAAUCUUAGCUGAAGAAUUGCGUCAUAAAACAAUUAUAGAAUCUGAUAGUCGUCUGAAUUUUGGCUUGCUAGAGGUUGUAUAUGAAUGGGCUCGCAAUAAGCCGUUCGCUGAAAUAAUGAAAUUAACUGAAGUGCAAGAAGGCAUAAUUGUGCGUUGCAUACAACAAUUGGACGAAACACUACGAGAUGUAAAAACUGCCGCCAUACGUAUUGGUAAUCCAGCCUUGCAAAGCAAAAUGGAAGACGCAUCUACUGCCAUUAAAAGAGAUAUUGUUUUUACCGCCAGUUUGUAUACAGCUUUAUAAAUUCCAUGGUUAAUACUUUAAAUGAAAUAAAACACACAGUUUUAUAAAAUUAACUGAA